GUUGUUGUAGAUGAUGUUGCUGGACAGCUGACUGAUAAUGAUGAAUUCACAGUGAGGGUGUUAUAUAGUCCGACAUCGCGCUCAUUCCAUUCCUUUUCACAAGUGGGCACAUGCUAUGUAAUCGAUGGUACUAGCGGUUCUUAUGCCAAUUUCAUCAAACCCAAAUCGCCAAGAAAAAAAAUUGUGCUAAUUUCACUUUUGGCUUUGUUAGAAAUCAGCUCGUCUGUCGGUUUCUCCCUUGAGGUGUGACGCCACAAGUCAUUGGGAAGCAAUUUCUCAUUCCUUUUUAUGCAGAAUUUUCAUAUCAACACCUCAAAAUAUUUCCAGCAUGAUUUGAACGUUUUAAUCAUUUCAUCGUGAUCUGUCAUACAUUUUCAAUGUACGGCGCAAAAUCCUACCGUGAGAAAGAAUUGCCUUUCUCUUCUUUCCCAUUGCUCUACUCCAUCACUGGUAAUUUAUCCCCGUUGACGUAAACCAAGACCCAAUUUGACAAUAAUUGCGACCUUAAGCCUUUUCUUCCGUUUGGUGGUCAGGUCAGGUAUUCCUCUAUCGAAACAAUUGCUGUAAGUUCAUCAGUCUACUUCCCGUUUCGUUCAAGUGAAUGUGCACGACUGAUUACAAGCAUGGAGCGUGACGUACCGACCAACAUGGUAGUUUCAGAAUUCAGGUAUUACAUUAAACCAAAACGAGCAUGAUAUGGUAAGAUUUUACAUAGGUAGCACACGUAGUUUUCAAGUACUUAUCCACGUCAACUUGUUUUUACUUACUUCCAUGUAACUAAUGGGCAAAACUAACAAGUGACGCAUGUGUCACUGAGUAUUGUUUGACACGAACGCAACCCAUUGUACUAUAGGUAACCUGCUUUCCAUAUUGAGAGAGCAGAGUGUAAAUAUAAUCUAGAUAGUCAUCCAGGAUGCAUCAUGAACAAGUGUUCUUAUUUGAACGAUCGGUUCAACGCGUUCUCGGCAGCCUACAAAACGUAUGGUCAUGGAUUAGUAUAAAAGGCCGUGUCAAUCGUUUAGCUAUAUCACCAGUCUACAAGCGACAUUUACAACAACAGAAAAUGUUCCAGAAAGUAUUUCUACUUGCCAGCGUUUUUGUCGUUAUGGCCAUCGUCUACGCCAAUUCGGUGCACGCCACGGUUGAAGAAUCUACGGAUCAAACCUUUUGCAAAGCGUUUUCUUCUUGCUUCAACGACACGGACUGCGCGAGUAACCUAAUUUACAAAACCUGCCGCACGAAUUUGUUUGGCCAACUGCAAUGCUGUCUCUAAUUUGAAAACGAAAACCUUCCACAUCAGCGAAAACGCAGACCAUUAUAUUC
This is a messenger RNA of Daphnia carinata, 1323 nucleotides long. RefSeq lists its product as uncharacterized. The coding region runs from base 914 to 1273 and encodes 119 amino acids. Lineage: Eukaryota; Metazoa; Arthropoda; Branchiopoda; Diplostraca; Daphniidae. The transcript is spliced from 3 exons. The record is from RefSeq and is a predicted model, not a curated record.